This is a messenger RNA of Mauremys reevesii (Reeves's turtle), 2742 nucleotides long. RefSeq names its product calcineurin like phosphoesterase domain containing 1 (gene CPPED1). NCBI's taxonomy places the organism in Eukaryota, Metazoa, Chordata, Testudines, Geoemydidae. The transcript has 5 exons. Gene Ontology annotation, molecular function: hydrolase activity. The coding region runs from base 229 to 1191 and encodes 320 amino acids. The record is from RefSeq and is a predicted model, not a curated record.
CCCUUUACCCUCCUGGCCAGGAGCCCAGUGGGGCUCCUCCCGCUGUCUCCCCUUUGCUCCCCCCUCCCCCUUCAUCCCGUCCCGCGCUCUCCUCGGGCCCCGCCCCUCGUGCGGUGGCGGCGCCUCCCCUCCCCGUCGGCCCGGCCCAGCGCUGGAUCCCGGGUUUCCCAGCCUGCCGCGGAGCAGCCACCUGGCGUUGCGGGACGCGGCUGCACUUAGGCGGACGCUAUGGCCGAGGAGCGGGACGCGUUUCUAAGAGCGCGGGGCAGGACGCUGAGCGCCUUUCGCGAAGAUGAUGAAUGUCAAUGGAAAGCCCCUUUCUACUUCAUCCAAGGAGCGGAUCCUCAGUUUGGACUGAUGAAAGCCUGGGCAAUUGGUGACUGUGACAAUGGAGGUGAUGAAUGGGAAGAGGAGAUCAAAUUAACAGAGCAAGCUGUGCAAGCCAUUAACCAGUUAAACCCCAAGCCCAAGUUCUUUGUACUGUGUGGUGACCUCAUACAUGGUAUGCCAGGAACUCAGUGGCGAAAGGACCAAGAACAAGAUUUGAAAAAUGUCCUGAAGAACAUUGACCAAGACAUUCCAUUGGUAUUUGUCAGCGGAAAUCAUGAUAUCGGCAAUGUUCCAACACCUGAAACAAUAGAUGAUUAUUGCAAGCACUGGGGAGAUGAUUAUUUCAGUUUUUGGGUUGGAGGAGUUUUCUUUCUUGUGCUUAACUCUCAGUUAUACUUUGAUUCCUCUAAGUGUUCUGAGUUAAAGCAGGCCCAAGAUGAGUGGCUUAAUGCACAACUGGCUGUAGCUGAAAAACGGAAGUGUAAACAUGUAAUAGUAUUUCAGCAUAUUCCUCUAUUUCUACAAAACCCGGAUGAAGACCAUGACUAUUUUAACUUGGAGAAGUCUGUUCGGCACGAGCUGAUGGAAAAGUUUCAUAAAGCAGGGUGUAUGAACUUGUUGCAGUAUGGUAACAGGCCCUCUAAACAAGCUUUGAGAUUGACAAGGAAUGCCGGAGGGUCCUACAAGGAUCUAGAGAUGGUGGUUUCAUCAGCAAUCGGAUGUCAACUGGGAGAAGAUACCCAUGGGCUUAGAGUGGUCAUUGUCACAGCUGAGAAGAUUGUUCACAGAUACUGCAGUUUAAAUGAUCUGAGUAGCCAAGGAAUAGAAAAAGAGCUGAUGGAUUUGAUUAAGCAAAAUUAGCCAUUUUCUAACUAUGACAAGUCUCCAGUUUAUUUUUAAUUUGCAUGUUUUAUUUCACAGAUAGAAACACCAGCUCAGCAAAAACAAAAAAGCCUACCAUUGGCUGAAGAUGAUUCCCAGUUGUGUAUUAUGCACCAAAAUAGUUGUCUUAACCCAUUAUCAUCCUAAAUAACAAAGCAGAAAGGUAUGCAGAGAUAUUUAUACCUUUGAGGGGAAAUGAAACCCAUUAUAAUAUGAAAAAUAAUAGAAGUAAUGCUGUUGCUAUUGAUUUUUUGUAAUGGGAAAGAGCUAUUCUGAGGAUUAGCUGCUCUAUUCCUGGAUCAGACUUUUAUAGCUAAGUAAGUGUACCCAUGAGUAGAAGCAGUGGCUUCUGGAUGACAAACUCAACUCUAGUCCACCCUUCUGUUCUAGUGAGGCCAGCCAGAUACAUCUCAAAACUAUUAUACUUAAUGUUCUCUAUUACUUUCUUAGUAAUCCUCCAGAAAGUGACAAAGUACAUGUGGCAUGUUCGUAUUCAGUAUGGGCUAAUCCAAAGCCCUUUGAAGUCAACAAAAGUCUUCUCUCUGACUUAAAUGAGUUUUGGAUCUCACCCUAUUUCUGCUUCCUUCCAGUUGAUGUCAUCUCCCAUCCCUAGCCUUUACUUCUGUAAUCUCUUCAGAACCACUACAGCAAUCAGAGCAAGCUGGAUUCUUCUCUGCCUAGCAAAUCACCAUUGUGGGUGCUGUAAGAGAGACAAGACUCACAAUUUGGGUCUGCAGGAGUGGAGGUUAGAAAAGCCUGUAAAUUAAGAAAAUAUAAUAGGAAAGCCGUAAAGAGAAACUAAAUGUAGAAAAAUCAUUUUACCUUUACCUUUUGGCAUUUAACCGCAAUUAAAUUUGCUGUUGAGAGUUCCCUGUAAGAGCAUAUCCUCUUUAGAAAAUAGCUGACUCCUAGACAAAUGGAGAUUUAUGGAUGUCCAUAAAGAACACACAAUAUUGUAGAGACAGAAUACAUCAUCUCUCUUGUACAUAUGUCAUUUCUAUAAGAGGAUAGUAAAAAGAUUUAGAUAUGUGAGAGACGUGCCCCUCUGUACCCCAAGUUAGUUUCGCUGAAGUCGUCGAAAGCCUGUCAGGUAGUUUAUUACUUAAUUUAACUGUGUCAGCUUUUCCAUGGAGAUGCUCCACACUACAUGUUAGGGAGGCUGAGGAGAUUCUGACAUUGGUCAGGGCUAUUCUGGCUACUGACAGCACAAAUUGAAUAAUUAAUUGGGGUGAAAUUUCAAAGUUGUGCUUAAUACAGGGAAAUAUUUUUAUAAAUAGGCAAACAGGAAAACCAAGGUAUAGGCUGCCUCCUACACAGCCAAUAGAUGCCUCCGCAGGACUCAGUUUACCCACACAACCCAUGAAAUAGCUUUCAUGGUUUAAGAAAGGUUUAGAGCAGAGAUGGGCAAACUAUGGCCUGUCCUGCCUGGCCCCUGAGCUCCCGGCUGGGGAGGCUACCCCCGGCCCCUCCCCUGCAGCCUCAGCGCGCUCCUGCUACCGGGCGUCCCGCUGCUCUGAGCAGCGUGGUAAG